GCCGGGACUGUAAUCUGGACUUCGGGUUCUUCUCUUUCGCUUAUCGACGGCCCGACUGCGGCGAGAAGUUUAGAUUCGUGCUUUGAGGCGAGAGUGCCACAACCCCGCACUCCGCGCUGCGCGCCAGUUCACACACAGAGCCCGGAUCAAAGUAAAAAAAAUACAGAAAACAUCUGCUUCGUACUCUGGACUAACACGGGUGCCGGGAUGCGUUUGCGGUGUCCACUCUCUCUCGGGGUCGCCCUGCUGCUUGCAACGUCCGCCCAGGGCCUCGACAACGGCCUGGCCCGGACACCUCCGAUGGGGUGGCUGUCGUGGGAACGCUUCCUCUGCAACGUGGACUGCGCGCGCGACCCUGAAAACUGCAUCAGCGAGAGGCUGUACAUGACCAUGGCCAACAUCAUGCACAAGGAGGGAUACCAGGAGGUGGGCUACCAGUACGUCAACGUAGACGACUGCUGGAUGGCGAACAGCAGACAGCCUGACGGAAGCCUGAUGGCCAACAGCACCAGAUUUCCGAGCGGCAUGAAGAAGCUCGGUGACUUCAUACACAGCAAAGGCCUCAAGUUCGGCAUUUACCAGGACUGCGGGACCCAGACCUGCGCCGGGUAUCCCGGCAGCCUGUGUCACUACGUACAAGAUGCCCGCACGUUCGCAGAGUGGGGUGUCGACAUGCUCAAGCUGGACGGCUGCAACAUCAACCCCAUCUUUAUGGACCGUCUGUACCCGGCGGUAACUUCGGCUUUGAACGCCACCGGCAGAAAAAUCGUGUUUUCCUGCAGCUGGCCGGCUUACCAAGUCGACGCUGGAAUGAAGCCCAACUACCCGGCGAUCGCUCGGAGCUGCAACAUGUGGCGGAACUUCGACGACAUCACGGACUCCUGGGUCAGCGUCCUCCACAUCGUGGACUACUACGCCUCCGUGCAGGACACCCUCACCGCGGUCUCUGGUCCGGGCCGCUGGAGCGACCCCGACAUGCUGAUCAUCGGCAACUACGGCCUCAGCCUUGACCAGAGCAGGGCCCAGAUGGCGCUGUGGGCCAUCCUGGCAGCUCCGCUAUUCAUGUCCGCCGACCUGCGGACCAUCCGCCCAGAACACAAGGACAUCCUUACCAAUCGCCUCGUCAUCGCCAUCAACCAAGAUCCCUUGGGGCGAAUGGGCCGAAGGAUUUGCGUGGAAAGCGGCGUGGAGAUCUGGGCGCGUGCGGUCCUACCACUGGCGGACGACAAGUCCACUUCGGCAGCCAUUGUGUUCUUCAACCGCAGAAACCUGGGAGGCCCCGUGAACGUCACAAUAAAGUUGGCCAGCCUCUCACUCGUCUACCGCAACGGCUACGACGUGCUCGAUCUUUUCAACCCGGGAGCACAAACUGGCUGGUUCAUGCCCACCGAUGACCUCACGGCAAUGGUCAACCCGUCCGGGGUCGUGAUGCUCAAGGCGACACCCAGGAUUCCUCCAACGACACCUCCUCCCCCCAAGGCUUCUCCCUUAGAUGUGAAGGGUGGUGGAAUUAAGGGCGGUGAUGUCCUCAGUGGCGUGGAGGGAGCUUCGACGCCAAUGGGCGUUGGAAUUAAGGGCGGUGAAAUCAAGGGCGGUGAUGUCCUCAGUGGCGUGAAGGGAGCUCCCACGCCAAUGCUCAAGGUCACCAAUGUUGGCGGGGGAGGAACCAAAGGUGGCAUCAUGGAAUCCGCGGGGGUUAAAGGAGCACUGAUGUCUGAGAGCAAGGGCGGAGCCGUCACCGAGGCCGUGAAGGGUUCGGCAGUCAAGGGCGGCGUGAAGACCAAGUAAAAAUAAAUCAAUGUAUUGUCUAGCUAUCGAUCGAAGGUCGACGUGUAGGAUACAUAUUUGCCCCUAUGAAUGAUUAAAAAAACAAUGUUGUCUGCUGA
Messenger RNA from Ixodes scapularis (black-legged tick), 1886 nucleotides. Its product is annotated as alpha-N-acetylgalactosaminidase. The transcript has 8 exons. Gene Ontology annotation, biological process: oligosaccharide metabolic process; glycoside catabolic process; glycosylceramide catabolic process. The record is from RefSeq and is a predicted model, not a curated record. Gene Ontology annotation, cellular component: cytoplasm. NCBI's taxonomy places the organism in Eukaryota, Metazoa, Arthropoda, Arachnida, Ixodida, Ixodidae. Bases 208 to 1788 code for a protein of 526 amino acids. Gene Ontology annotation, molecular function: alpha-galactosidase activity.